CCCGGGCCGUGCGGACUGAGGAAGCCUCUGGUGAGAGGGGCGGGGCACACCUGUGCAGUCCGGACGGUGAGUUCGCGCGGGACUAGGUGUCCAGGGCCGCCCGACCGGGCUCGGGAAUCAGGAAUAGAUUCCGGGAGUGUCGCUGAGUGGGGUUGCGGGCGGGCCUGACUGGCCUCUGUCCUCAGCGCGGGAUGCGGUGACAGCCCUGAGCGAUCAUGGCAGCGGCCGACGAACUGGCUUUCCACGAGUUUGAGGAAGCCACUAAGCUGCUGGUCGACACCCCAGAUGCGGCCACCACCAGCAGAGGUGAACAGCUGACCCCACAGGGGCAUGUGGCUGUGGCCGUGGAUUCAGGUGGAAGCUUUGGAGCUGAAGAGGUUGAGGAGAGUGACAAGACCGCGCUCCUACAGGAAGAGAGGCCGCAGCCUGGAUUCUGGACCUUUGACUACUAUCAGAGCUUCUUUGAUGUGGACACCUCCCAGGUCCUGGACCGGAUCAAAGGCUCAUUGCUGCCCAGGCCGGGCCACAACUUUGUGAGGCACCAUCUGCGGAAUCGGCCAGACCUGUAUGGCCCCUUCUGGAUCUGUGCCACACUGGCCUUCAUCUUGGCCAUCACUGGCAACCUGACAGUGGUGCUGGCGCAGAGGAGGGACCCCUCCAUCCACUACAGCCCCCAGUUCCACAAGGUGACCGUGGCUGGCAUCACCAUCUAUUGCUAUGCCUGGCUGGUGCCUCUUGCUCUAUGGGGCUUCCUGAGAUGGCGCAAGGGCACUCGAGAGCGCAUGGGGCCUUACACCUUCCUGGAAACCGUGUGCGUCUACGGCUACUCCCUCUUUGUCUUCAUCCCCACCAUGGUGCUGUGGCUCAUCCCCAUCCCGUGGCUGCAGUGGCUCUUCGGGGCCCUGGCCCUGGCCCUGUCAGCCGCUGGCCUGGUGUUGACCUUCUGGCCCGUCGUCCAGGAGGACGGCACGCUGGGGGCCACGGUGCUGCUCUCCGCCGUGGUGCUGCUCCACACCCUCCUUGCCGUGGGCUGUAAGUUUUACUUCUUCCAGCCACUGCCUCCAGAGCAUGUGGCACCUCUGCUCCAGGCCACGUCUCUGCCCCCAAACACGCUUCUGCCGCCCACCCUGCUGCGGUCCAAGACAACCUAGGAAGGCCCGAGCCUGCAGGCCCAAAACGUGGGGACCUCUGCCUGUCCUGCCCCUAAGACGAUGACUGAAGUCUCCCUUGACACCUCAAGAUCACUCUGCUACUUCCCAGACUUUUCUUACAAAGCAAACACUUUUAUUUCCUAUGCAAAGGUGAUUCAGAGAAUGUAUAUAAAGGUGGGAGGGACAGCUGAGCAAGGAGCUUCCAGCACGGCUGCUGCCUGCAGGCCACCUGCCGGGCCUUCUGCCUCCCUGACAAGGGAGCCAAGGGCGCCUGGGGGCCACCCCAGCCUCACUGUGCUGCCUUUGUGGGACACAAGUAGAAGAAAAUCGCCUGUGCUGAACCAUA
This is a messenger RNA of Manis javanica (Malayan pangolin), 1497 nucleotides long. It is a transcript of the gene YIPF2, whose product is annotated as Yip1 domain family member 2. The record is from RefSeq and is a predicted model, not a curated record. Gene Ontology annotation, molecular function: small GTPase binding. Gene Ontology annotation, cellular component: membrane; Golgi apparatus. Gene Ontology annotation, biological process: vesicle-mediated transport. NCBI's taxonomy places the organism in Eukaryota, Metazoa, Chordata, Mammalia, Pholidota, Manidae.